AUGAUAUGUGUGAUUAAUGAUCAUUUGGAAGCAAUAUAAUAUUUAGACCAAGCUUUAAAAAUCAAUCCAUAACAUUACUUAUCAUUAUGGGUAAAAGGUAAAUUUAAUUAUAUAUCAAGGAGAUUGCCUCAUGAUGUGA
Molecule: messenger RNA, 139 nt
Organism: Paramecium sonneborni
Lineage: Eukaryota; Ciliophora; Oligohymenophorea; Peniculida; Parameciidae
Source: the annotation of a GenBank genome assembly